This is a messenger RNA of Trichomycterus rosablanca, 1005 nucleotides long. RefSeq lists its product as uncharacterized. NCBI's taxonomy places the organism in Eukaryota, Metazoa, Chordata, Actinopteri, Siluriformes, Trichomycteridae. The coding region runs from base 78 to 716 and encodes 212 amino acids. The record is from RefSeq and is a predicted model, not a curated record. Gene Ontology annotation, cellular component: membrane. The transcript has 6 exons.
GUGAGCGGCACGCGCUGGACUGGUCUGGCGCUUGCGCGUUGCGGAAGAUAGGCGGUCAGUGGAGACACGGUUCAGCCAUGGCAAUGGAGCGCUACAAGUACUUCAUCCUGAACCAAAAGCUGGCAGUAGUGUGGGGCAUAAUGCAGGUGGCCUGUGCAGCGCUGUGUUGUGUGUGUGGCCUAAUGGAUGCAGUCUUUCGCAAGAACACCACACUCAGUGAAACUAGAACUCCUCUCUGGGCUGGACUGAUCAUGGCAGUUCCUGGAGUCCUUGCGCUUUUUGCUUCAGAAAGGAAAAAUCCCACCCUGGUCAGUGUCAUGAUGGCAUCAUCUGUGAUCUCUCUUGUUGCCACUUUAAUUGUAUUUGUUUAUGCCGGUGUGACACUCAGUUAUGGGGAGGAAGAUGAUGAGCUGUUUCACCCCCGUCACGUCGAUGAAGUGAAGUUUGUGCUGAGCCGCAUGGUAAAGGGAGCGAACAGCACUAUGGUGCUAGCUGGAGCUGGCUCGCUCAUCUUCUCCACUUUGAUUGCAUAUGUGGGGUGUCGCAGUCGGCCUACCUGUGGCUGUUACGACUCAGUCACUGGCAUGACGGAGAUGAGCGAGUGUUUAACUCUCCGGUGUCAUUCAUGGAGCGCUGUCCCGAGCAGGAACAGGAAGAGCCCUCCACACUUCCUCCAUACAGCAGGUUUGCUUAAGGAGUGGAUCAUGCAUUUCUGAUUGUAUUUACUGUAAACUUUCUGUGCCAUUUAAUAUUGCUGAAUUUAAGACUGAUAGCUGUUUUUAACAAGAGACCUGUGGAAACCAUUUUUAUGCCAUUUUUUAAUAUGAAUUGCCCUUGUUUACUUCAGAAAAUGGUUCUGUAAGUUUGAUUGCACUUCCUUUUGUAUUUUUAACUCAACAUGAAUGUUUUUCUUUUAUUUUUGUUCAUGCAUUUAAUUUAUUUAAUUUAUAUUUCCAAAAACUGUACAUAUAUAUAAAUAAACUUUCAAUCUUACUCAACUGUUAA